Molecule: messenger RNA, 2475 nt
Organism: Plasmodium gonderi
Lineage: Eukaryota; Apicomplexa; Aconoidasida; Haemosporida; Plasmodiidae
Exons: 1
Coding region: 1-2475 (824 amino acids)
Source: RefSeq, a predicted model, not a curated record
AUGAAUAAGGAAGGUGAAAAGAGGGAGAAAUUUGAAAGGACGGAGAGGAAAAAAACGAAAGAGAUCAUGCAACAGAACCACAAGUUUAGCCUUGACUUUGAGGAAGACAAUGCGUCAAAUGAUUUUACGCAAGUCAGUCAAAUAUACAGAGAUAUAGAAUACAUGCUAAAAGAUGUGAAUGAAAAGUGUAACAAUUUAAACAAAAGGCAUUCAUUGGAUGAUGACAUAAAAUUGGAAUCAAUACAUCUAAACGUGGGCCCAUCCAGUUCAUCCAUUCCAAACAGGGCACCCAGUUCAAUCGCUUCUCCAAGUUCAAUCGCUUCUCCAAGUUCAAUCGCUUCUCCAAGUUCAACCGCUUCUCCAAGUUCAACCACUUCUCCAAGUUCAACCACUUCUCCAAGUUCAACCACUUCUCCAAGUUCAACCACUUCUCCAAUUUCAACCACUUCUCCAAUUUCAACCACUUCUCCAAUUUCAACCAAUCCAUUUUUUUCAAAAAAAUGCACAUCAAGUUGUUCAUCCGAAUCGAGUUAUUCCGAAAGCAGAGGCAACAUUCAUGAUGAAAUGGACGAUUUGUCUCUUAGCGAAAAUCUGUCAAUUAAUGAAGUUUUUGCAGAAGAUUCUAAUGACAGGAAGAAGAGUAAAAGCUUUAAGUUUUUUGACCAUGAUAAUGGAGAUUAUUCAAUUUCGCCAUCGAACACAACAAUCAGAGUUAGUAACACAAAAUGUUGCAGCGAUGAUAGAAAAAGUAGAAAUGGAAGAAAUAUUCAAAAGAAUCCCAUUGAAUUAAUGUCUGGUAACAUUAGUGAUGAGUCUAGAAGUUUAGAUGUGUACUACAAUUGUAUAAGUGUAUUUUCACUGAACACUUACCUGUAUAAUGACAUGUUCAGAUAUAAUCCUCACUUGUAUGGUAUUUACGAGACGUGCAGAAAUAAUGAAAAUAGGUGUGGAAAAAUUGGAGUGUUAUGUUCCCAAUUUGAUUUAAUAUUCCUUAGAUCAGUUUAUGGAAAAUAUCAGAAAAUGCUAUAUGACAAGUUAAAACACACACAUACUAUAUUAGUAGAUAAUAUUCCAUCAUCAUAUAACAUUUUAAAUGAAAUUUUCUAUACAUUCCAAAAUUAUUUUGAUGGAAAUGGGGGUUUAUACAUGUGUUGGAGAAAAAAGCUUUUUCAUUUGACUUUCUACGAUUACAUGUUUUUAUCAUCUGAUGUUUUAUUUAAAAGAAAAGUUAUAAAAAUUUUGAAAUUAGUUUUUAAAGAAAGAUAUAAUUUGUACAUUUUUCAUUGCGAAUUUGAUUUAUAUAGUACCCAAAAUAAGUUAAGCAAUUUAGACGAUUUAAUUCUGUUGAUGAAGAAAACUUUAUGGAAAAUUUAUAUAUUUCAACUAUUUUAUAUGCACAGAAAACAUUUGAAAAUAACAGAAGAACCAAUGAACAGUCAGGAAAAUAUGCUUUUGCAUAAAUAUGUUGAUAAAAAUGAGGUAAUAACAAAGAUGAGCAAGUUGGAAAAGGGGCUAAAUUACAACAAAAAAGAGAUAGACUAUAUUUCUAACAUGACAGAUUAUGAAAAGGGUAAUAAUAGCCACAUUGGUGGUGGUAAUACGUCGAUUGAACCAAAUGAAAAUUCAAAUGAUAAACCAAUAGCAACUAUGCUUUUCAAAAAUAGUUCCAUGUUAGUUAUUGGAAGUUUCAACAUAGACGUUGAAGAAGAAAGAGAAUUAUAUGAUAAACUUGUAAGUCUAAACGGUCGAGGCAGAAUGGAUGAUUUGUUUUUUUAUAAAAAUAUUAAUUAUAAAUUACAAAAAACAUACGAUAUUAUCGAUAGGAAAAACACACUAGUUAGUGGAUUGAAUUAUUCAUUUGGAUUAACGGAUAAUAUUUUCCUUGUGGAUUCUUUUUUUAUCAAUAGAGACGAUAUAAAGGAACUCAUUUAUUUAUUUACCCCUGCAGAUGUAAUAAAAGAAAAAAUGAACAAAUUAAAUAAAUCCAUAAAUUCCUAUGAUUUGGAAAAAUUUACAGAAUUAAUUAAUAAAAAUGGAAUUUUAAUAAAAUUUCAACAAGUUUUUAACUAUGGAGUUGAUAUAUUAACACAGAAAAAAAAUAAGGAACUUAGUGAUCAUUGGGCAUUAUCUGCUCGUCUUCAUCUAAAAAAUUUCAGUACAAGUGUUAACUUGCACAUAGAAAAGCAGUUGCAUAAUUUUUUACUCAACGUUGACAAAUAUUUUGUUCUGAGUAAAAGAUCUUAUCACGAUCUUUGUCGUGUGUUAACGUAUAAUGUGUUGGAGGAGGAAAGUACUUACCAGGACAAUAAACAUAGAAGAGAAAAAAGUAGAACAAAGGAUCCUAAUAAAGGUAUCAUAAUUGAAAAAUAUAACUAUUCUAAAAGGUGUGUAAUAUCAUCUGCAAACAUUAAUUGCAUUAAUAAGGUAGAAAGAAAAUUAUACAACAUCCUGUCAAAAUGCUUCGAACUUUACUGA